UAUGAAAGCAGUUGGCUGGAUGCACUUACUUGGUGAAGGUGUCAUCAUGAACAAGGAUAAAGCGACCCAGUUUUUCCAACAAGAUGCUGGGAAGAAUGGCCUUGACUCUGUAUAUAUACUUCAGUUGGUAGAUCAACAUAACAAUAGCUAUAAGAUGAAACUUGGCAACGCUGUAGAGCAGUAUUCGCAAGAUAGUGCUGAGGAUAAAAUGAACGAUAUAGGCUGUACAUAUUGUUUUGAAUAAAAUUAUGAGGAAG
Molecule: messenger RNA, 257 nt
Organism: Rhizopus microsporus ATCC 52813
Lineage: Eukaryota; Fungi; Mucoromycota; Mucoromycetes; Mucorales; Rhizopodaceae
Exons: 1
Source: RefSeq, a predicted model, not a curated record